This is a messenger RNA of Neolamprologus brichardi, 5579 nucleotides long. The record is from RefSeq and is a predicted model, not a curated record. Lineage: Eukaryota; Metazoa; Chordata; Actinopteri; Cichliformes; Cichlidae.
UUCAAUGACAACAGCUGGCACGACAUCAAAGUGACACGCAACCUGAGACAGCAAUCAGGCAUUGGACACGCUAUGGUCACAAUCUCUGUCGACGGGAUCCUCACCACCACUGGCUACACCCAGGAAGACUACACCAUGCUGGGAUCUGAUGAUUUUUUCUACGUGGGCGGGAGCCCCAGCACUGCAGACCUGCCUGGAUCUCCAGUUAGCAACAAUUUCAUGGGCUGUCUGAAAGAGGUGGUGUACAAGAACAACGAUAUCCGCCUGGAGCUCUCCCGCCUUGCCCGCAUUGUCGACCCCAAGAUGAAGCUCCAGGGUGACGUGGUCUUCAAGUGCGAAAACGUUCCCACCCUCGACCCCAUCAACUUUGAGACCCCGGAGUCCUACCUGGCCUUGCCAAAAUGGAACACCAAGCGCGUGGGCUCCAUCUCCUUUGACUUCCGCACCUCUGAACCCAACGGGCUGAUCCUCUUCACCCACGGUAAGCCUCAGGACAGGAGGGACGCGAAGGGCCAGAAGAACAACAAGGUGGACUUCUUUGCAGUGGAGUUGCUCGAUGGAGGGCUCUACUUGCUGCUAGACAUGGGCUCCGGGACUAUCAAGGUCAAAGCAACGCAGGCUAAGGUCAACGAUGGCUCCUGGCAUCAUGUGGAUAUCCAGAGAGAUGGUCGCUCAGGCAUCAUUUCAGUAAACAGCCGUCGGACCCCUUUCACAGCCAGCGGGGAAAAUGAGAUCCUGGACCUGGAGGGGGACCUUUAUCUGGGCGGUCUGCCCGACAGCCGAAUGGGCUUGGUGCUCCCGACUGAGCUCUGGACAGCUAUGCUCAACUACGGCUAUGUGGGCUGUGUUCGGGAUCUGUUCAUCGACGGCCGCAGCAAGGACAUCCGGCAGAUAGCUCAGUCGCAGAACAUGACCGGCAUCAAGUCUUCGUGCAGUAAGGUGACGGGGAAACAGUGCGACAGCAACCCCUGCAAGAACAACGGGGUCUGUAAGGAGGGCUGGAACCGCUUCAUUUGUGACUGUACCGGGACCGGCUUUUGGGAUAGUACCUGCGAGAGAGAGGCGUCAAUAUUGUCUUAUGACGGGAGCAUGUACAUGAAGGUGGUGAUACCUAACAUCAUCCACACCGAGGCUGAAGACGUCUCCCUCCGCUUCAUGUCCCAGCGAGCGUUCGGCCUGCUCAUGGCUGCCACGUCUCGUGAUUCUGCGGACACGCUGCGGCUCGAGUUGGACAGCGGAAGGGUCAAGCUGACGGUCAACCUAGACUGUGUCAGGAUAAACUGUAACACCAGCAAAGGCCCUGAGGUUCUUUAUGCUGGACAAAAGCUCAACGACAAUGAGUGGCACUCAGUGCGAGUGGUCCGCCGCGGUAAAAACUUCAAACUCACUGUGGAUGACGACAUGGCGGAAGGUCAGAUGGCGGGUGAUCACACUCGUCUCGAGUUCAACAACGUGGAGACGGGGAUCUUGACUGAGAGACGCUUUGUUUCAUCUGCUCCUUCACCAUUUAUUGGUCAUCUGCAGAGCCUAAAGUUCAACGGUAUGCAGUACAUCGAUAUGUGCAAGAAUGGCGACAUCGACUUCUGCGAGCUCAACGCUCGCUUCGGCAUGCGUUUCAUCAUCGCCGACCCCGUGACCUUCAAGACUAAGGGCAGCUACCUGGGCUUGGCCACUCUUCAGGCGUAUACCACAAUGCACCUCUUCUUUCAGUUCAAAACCACCUCACCUGACGGUUUCAUCAUCUUCAACAGCGGAGACGGGAACGACUUUAUCGCCGUGGAGCUGGUGAAAGGAUUUAUUCACUAUGUCUUUGACCUGGGAAAUGGGCCCAGUCUGCUGAAAGGAAACAGUGACAACCCACUGAAUGAUAACCAGUGGCACAAUGUGGUCAUUACCCGAGACGCUUCCAACACACACACGCUCAAGGUGGACGCAAAGUCAGUCACUCAGAAUGUCAACGGAGCCAAGAAUCUGGACCUCAAAGGCGACCUGUUCAUUGGAGGUUUGGGACCUAACAUGUAUCAGAAUCUCCCCAAGCUGGUGGUUUCUCGGGAGGGCUUCCAGGGCUGCCUGGCCUCGGUUGACCUGAACGGCCGUCUGCCAGACCUCAUCAACGACGCCCUUUUCCGCAGCGGGCAGAUCGAGCGCGGCUGUGAAGGGCCCAGCACCACCUGCCAGGAGGAUUCAUGCGCCAACAUGGGCGUGUGCAUCCAGCAUUGGGAGAACUUCACCUGUGACUGCUCUUUGACGUCCUACUCGGGGACCUACUGCAACGACCCCGGCACGACCUACAUCUUUGGCAAAGGAGGGGGUCUGAUCACAUACACGUGGCCCAAUAACGAGAGGCCGAGCACCCGGACGGACCGGCUAGCCGUGGGCUUCAGCACGACCAUAAAAGAUGGCAUCCUGGUCCGCAUCGACAGCGCCCCACGUCUGGGUGACUACAUCAUGCUCCACAUUGAACAAGGCAAAAUAGGUGUGACGUUCAACAUCGGAACGGUGGACAUCAGCGUCAAGGAGGUAAACACGCUGAUAAACGAUGGCAAAUACCAUUUGGUCCGAUUCACCAGGAACGGGGGCAAUGCAACCUUGCAGGUGGACAACUGGCCGGUCAAUGAGCACUUUCCCACAGGCCGGCAGUUGACGAUCUUCAACACCCAGGCCACUAUCUCUAUCGGUGGAAACGACCGGAAGCGGCCCUACCAGGGCCAGCUCUCCGGCCUCUACUACAAUGGCCUCAAAGUCCUCAACAUGGCCGCCGAGGGCCACGUUAACAUCAAGGUGAACGGCAGCGUGCGGCUGGUGGGCGACGUCCCCACUAGCCGGGGCGCGGCGCGCACCACCACCUCGGUACCGCCAGAGAUGUCCACCACCUUUAUAGAGACUACCACCACCUUGUCUACCACAACCACCCGCAAACAGCGCUCACCACCCACUAUCCAGACGACAGAUGACAUUGUUUCAUCGGCAGAGUGCUCCAGCGACGACGAGGACCUGGAAGAGUGCGACUCCGGACAUGCAGGAGGGGAGCUAGUUAUCCCCGUGCUAGUCGAGGACCCCAUAGACAUCCCUUCUGUAUCCACCCGUUCUCCCUUCAUCCCCCUCCCCCCAACCCUCCGCCCUGUCCUCACCAUUAUUGAGACCACCAAAGAAUCCUUGGCCAUGGCCACUGAGGCGGGGGUACCUUGCUUGUCGGACCGAGGCAGCGAUGAUUGUGAUGAUGGUGAUGGUGGUGAUGAUGGUGAUGAUGAUGAUGAUGAUGGCAUGGUGAUUUCGGGGUUUGGCUCUGGCGAAGCUUUCGACUCUAGCCUGCCCCCGACUGACGAUGAAGAUUUUUACACCACCUUCUCCCUGGUAACAGAUAAGAUCUUGACCACAUCGGCCUAUGAAGGCAGCUACAAAGCCCUCGCGCCCAAGUGGGAGGCCAAGGACUUGAGGCCUAGCAAAGCCUCUGAGGCAGGUAGGACUGCACCCACCUCGCCUCUGCCCGACCUCCGGGGCACGCCGCCGGCGGCGGUCCCCUCGGACACGCCACCCAAGCUGCCUGCCGGGAAAAUGAACAACCGCGAGGUAAAACCCCCGCAGCCGGACAUGGUCCUGGUGUCACUGCCCACGUCCUUCGAUCUGGACGGCACCAAGCCACGAGGCCCCUUCAUCACCUCGCCCAUGCUGCGCACGGUGCCCGCCGCCCUGCCCACGGUGCCCGGCGUGCAGCGGGUGCCCCCGGGGGCCUCGGAGGUGGUCCGGGAAUCCAGCAGUACCACGGGCAUGGUGGUGGGCAUUGUCUCAGCCGCCGCCCUCUGCAUCCUCAUUCUCCUCUACGCCAUGUACAAGUACAGGAACAGGGAGGAGGGUUCCUACCAGGUGGACGAAACACGCAACUACAUCAGCAACUCUGCGCAAACCAACGGCGCUGUGGUGAAGGAUAAAGCACCCAGCGGCAGCGCCAAAGGCAGCGCCAGUAGCAAGAGACCGAAAGACAAGGACAAGGAAUAUUAUGUAUAGAAAUCCAGUCAUUUCCCGACCCAUAAAUCUACAAACUGUUUGGAACAAAGUUAAGAACAUUUUGACAGUACCAUAUUGGCAACUGUGAUUUAAAAAGAAUCAAAUCUCUUUAGAACUCGAGACUUACUGAGAAACAUUUACAAAAAAGAACUUUGGCUUAUGGAAGCACACUUACUAUUGUAAGCAUUACAGAGAGACAAUGCAGUAACAGCUGCACCGGGACUCAGCGUGGACACUUUUAAGGAGUCCCUGCUGGAGACAUCCUGCAGUGUGAAUAACAUCACUUUAACACCCACACGACCCCAAGUGACUGUCUAAGAGGUGUGUGAUCCUUGGAGUUCUGACGACCUUGUCCAUUGUAACCCUGUAAAAUACGAUCACUGUCAUUUCGGCCAUUCUGAGCAUGCAUGUGAGGUGUAUGUGACGUGGUGCUGGCAUCUUGUGUAAGUGAGGGACCUCAAGAAACAAUGAUUGUUGGGGAAAGUUGGAAGUCAAACCCUGAUUUUGCGUUACAAAGCGGUUUCAUUAAAUGUAGCUUUCAUGGAUGCGACGUGAGGUAACGUAUACGUGUUUCUUGUUUUUCUUUUAUUAUUUUUUAUUUAUUCAAUCAAUCAGUAGUUUAUUUAUUUAUAUAUUGAAUUUCACUUUUUUUGUUUUCUUUAGUUUGUUUUUCUAAGGAUGAUGGCCAGUCAGGGUUGACUAGGCAGAGCUCAGCAGGAUGUAAUACAGUAAUGUAUUUCAAUAUUUUUCUCCCCCCGCCCUCACGUCUCAGUUAAGGAUUGGACUGCUAUGCAGGGCAUCCGAAUUCUAGACGGCAUUCAAGCGUGCAAGAGUGGAUCCACCAGGCAAACUGUACAAUGUUGUUUCUCAGAGUUUCAAAUGUCUGAUAGCAUUUGUCUUCUUUUCCCUUUUCAUUUGGUUUCUUUUUAUUGUUUCGGUCGUUCCUCUGUUUCCUUUUACCGAUAUGACGCCGUGGCAAAAAUGCAUUACCAUAAAAUGUGUCUGAUGAAGAUGUAAUUGUCACAAUCUUAACGAAGAAAAAGCAAACAAACACAGGCUGACGAUUUACUCCGGUGUGAUUCUAUCUGUUCAGACGACUGUGUCAAAAACAUGUUUACAUAUUUUAUUACAUCUAGCCGUCGUGCUUUGCAGGUCAAAUGUUGUACAGAAGAUUCCAGUUCCUGUUGAGUUAUUUUUUAUCCUCUUCUUGUAUAGUUGGACCGUUUGAUUUGAUUUUUCUGCUGUAGCAACAUGACUGGAAAAAGGAAAAUGGCAAAAAAAAAAGGAAACAUUUUUAUUCUUUUGCCUGGAGAUGAGAAAGUGAUGUGCACAGGAACAUUUGUUUAGGCAGGGAACAAAUGCUGUUAGACGACAAGUCUGGUCUCCCUGGAUGGUGUUUCUCUUCAGUCGCAUGAAUAUUUGACCACCGGAAGCCGUCAGUCGGAUAGAAGACGCCUCCCUCAGAUCUUAGGGACUCCUCCUUAUUCUGAAGUUGCUUUCAUCAUGUCAUUUAUUUAUUUUUUUAUUGGAAAUUCAAAAAAAAUGAAACGAGAAUAAAGACAGAUUAUGAUGGA